AUGUCGGGUCGCGGUAAAGGAGGAAAGGGAUUGGGAAAGGGAGGAGCAAAGAGGCAUAGAAAGGUGCUUCGUGACAACAUCCAGGGUAUCACCAAGCCUGCAAUUCGUCGUUUGGCUAGAAGAGGUGGUGUCAAGAGAAUCAGUGGUCUCAUCUAUGAAGAAACCCGCGGUGUUCUCAAGAUCUUCCUCGAGAAUGUUAUUCGCGAUGCUGUCACCUACACUGAGCACGCCAGAAGGAAAACCGUCACUGCCAUGGAUGUCGUUUAUGCUUUGAAGAGGCAGGGAAGGACUCUCUACGGUUUCGGUGGUUGA
Messenger RNA from Vicia faba (fava bean), 312 nucleotides. The record is from the annotation of a GenBank genome assembly. Lineage: Eukaryota; Viridiplantae; Streptophyta; Magnoliopsida; Fabales; Fabaceae.